AUGUGUUUCAAAAACGUGACAGGGACCCAAUUGAGGGUACUGGUGUGGGUUGGGUUCGUCGUCGGGUGUAUUGCAAAGUUCGUUACCGGGUCCCUGUUUGUUUACAAUGUUUAUCAAGAUGACAUCAAACAGACAUUUAACUUCAGCCAAAAAGACAUGGAAAUUCAACCAUCUUUGCUGAAUCUGGGACUAGGCGUGGGGUUUCUACCAGGGAUGCUUUACGAUAAGUACGGACCUACUGUAACGUCAAUCGCGGGACUAUUCGUUUCUGUGGGGUCCUAUAUGCUGCUCUGGAGCACAACUAGAUAUGUAGAUUUUUACAAAACUGCUGGAGGUCUUGUUGGAGUGUACUUCAUGAUUUGUGGUCUUGGCUCAGUAUUUACGUAUAUGGUGGCCCUUAAUACCAAUGUCAUAAAUUUUUCUGAUAAACACAGAGGCAAAAUCGUGGGUGGUCUGAACUGUUUCUUUGCUGGAAGUCCAUCGGUCUUUUCUGUAAUAUAUUAUCAUCUGGUCCAGAAAACGAACCAGCAUGCAGAAAGUUUUGCGUCUUUUAUGGCAUUCUUUGCUGUUCUUUUUGCUAUUGUGGAUAUCAUCUGUGCUCUAUUUCUGCGGGUUUACAACAAAACUGACGAGGUAUACACUGUUGAUCCCUCAGAGAUAAUUAAUGAGCAUCAAUCAAAAGAUGAAACUCCGAUGAAAAAUAUGCCAAGGCAUGACUCUCAAAAUGAGAGCGACUGUUGUGCUCCUUCAAACCUCAUUCCAGUUGAGCCAAAGAGUCUUAAGGAAAUUCUGGUUGACCUGGAUUUUUAUCUCCUGACUGGAAUGUUUAGCUGUGCAUCUUCUGUUGGACUGAUAUACCUUAACAAUCUUACGGUGAUAUCGAAAUCGGUCCAUCUUGACUAUCACGACCAAGAUUUUGUACUUAUCAUACCUAUCACGAACGCCAUUCUUAGCAUAUCCAUCGGUCUUGCUUCUGAUUAUUUUCAAGAGAAAAUACAAAGAAUGGUGAUAAUAUUUCUCACAUGUUUUUUAUACGUUGGUCUGUCUGUAUUGGCGAUGUUCCUGGGUGACAAUUACGCUGCGCUCUGUAUCGCAACUGCCCUCUGCGGAAUGGGGACCGGUAUAAUCUGGUCCCUUUCACCAACAGUAAUGAGUGAAAUGUUCCAUAUAUCUAAUUUGGGGAGAAACUGGGGUAUAGCUCUCCUAUGUGCCGCUUUAGUCGGAAUGGCUGGACAAUAUUCUUUUGGAGCUUUGUAUGACGAAAAGAAGCCAGAGAAUGAGCUGUUUUGUUAUGGUCUACACUGUGUGUCUGGCGGACUAGGAAUUUGUGUGGGGCUGGCUGUAGCAGCUGUUAUCUUUGGAAUUGUAUUGAUUCUGCACAGAAAAUUUAGGAUAUCUCGUCUAAAAGCCCAAAAGUCUUGAAAUAAUUCA
Saccostrea echinata is the source of this 1431-nucleotide messenger RNA. RefSeq lists its product as uncharacterized. NCBI's taxonomy places the organism in Eukaryota, Metazoa, Mollusca, Bivalvia, Ostreida, Ostreidae. Gene Ontology annotation, cellular component: membrane. Gene Ontology annotation, biological process: transmembrane transport. Bases 1 to 1422 code for a protein of 473 amino acids. The record is from RefSeq and is a predicted model, not a curated record. Gene Ontology annotation, molecular function: transmembrane transporter activity. The transcript has 3 exons.